Drosophila serrata is the source of this 3636-nucleotide messenger RNA. Its product is annotated as protein zer-1 homolog. Gene Ontology annotation, molecular function: protein binding. Gene Ontology annotation, cellular component: Cul2-RING ubiquitin ligase complex. Lineage: Eukaryota; Metazoa; Arthropoda; Insecta; Diptera; Drosophilidae. The record is from RefSeq and is a predicted model, not a curated record.
UCGAUGUAUCGUCUUCUCCAGAAGCAAUCGAUGUUCGCAGUCGUACAAAGAAAAUAGAAAUCAAAAUAAUAAUGAAGUGAUAUUCUCCACGAAAAAACGCGACAAAUUGUAUUUGUGGGCGCGUAUCGAGUGCCGGGCCAACACGGGACAACACGCCGCGCACAGUGCAGUUUGCCGCAACUCGAAACGCGGAUGCUGGCAGGCAGAGACACACAAAGACAACAGCAGCGCAGUGGCAAGAGCAAACGCAACGCAAAAGGCAGCAAACACAGCAAAGCAAAGAAAACGCAGAAAGCAGCAAGGGACUUUUUUUUGGAGGCUGCUACUGCCGUUUGGGGCUACAUUAGGCAAUAAAAGACACCAUCAUUGAGCACAAAAUUUGUGGCCCAAAAAUGAGCUGCAAGGUGCGGCUGAUGGAGGAUGGGUCGCUGGACGAGGAGCCACUAACCCUAAAGGAGAUCGCCUACCAGAAGCUAUGCAACAACCUGGACAUCAUCAGUGGCCUCCGUCCCGAUGGCCAGCGCUGCCUCAACUCGGGAAUUGUCCUGCCCAACGAGAUCUGUGACGGCUUCCUGGAAAACUAUCAGCGCUUCAACCGACCACUGGACGACAGCGUCAUCUGUCUCUUCGAGGACACGCAGCGCACAUCGCUCAAGAUCGUCAAUCUGCGCAACAGCACGCUAAGCAGCAUUGGCCUAGAGACCUUGAUGCGCCACAAGCUAUUCGCGCUGUCCAUGUGGUACUGCGACACGAUCACGGUGCGAUCUCACCACCUGCUAGCACACUACGGCGACAGCUUGCGCUCGUUGGAGCUGGGAAUCAGUUCCCAUCUGCUGCAGUAUGCGGAGCCUAACGAGAAAGAACCGGUGGACUUUCAGCUGACAUGUCCGCAUCUGCGGCGUUUGGUUCUCAACGGCGUGGUAAUGCACCACCGACUACAGUUCGCCCAUUUGCAUGAUCUGGGGCACUUGGACCUCACGUCCUGUGUGCUGGCAAACUUCAGUUUGGAGGCAUUGGGUUCGCUGCCCAACUUGCACACGCUCAUCCUGUUCAAUGUGUGGCCCAUUGCCAACCAGCUUCACGCCAUCUGCUGCCUGCGGCGCUUGUGCACUCUUGACAUAUCCAUCUCCAGUUCCGGUAGUGGGCAGGGCACCUACGACCUGCCCGACCAAACGCUGGAGAUGCUGAUGGACAACCUGAGACACCUGACUCACCUGGACAUCUCGGGAACGAAUUUGGCGGGUAACGGCGUAGCCACCAAGGAGUCGACGAGUGCCAGUGCUGUCGUACAGUCGUCCAGCAGCACCAAGAUGGAACAGAAUUUUGCCCUCACCGACAUCCCGGGCUUGGCAUCGCGCACUCAGCGUCCACUACAGUUCCUCGGACUCUAUCACACAGCCCAUUGGGCCUGCAAAAGACACGAUAUCCCUGCUCUGGAAGUGGCCGGAGAUGCAAACGAGCAGCAGAUCCUCACGGCAGCGCGGUAUUAUCACGACAGACCCGUGCUUUUGACAAGGGUACUUAAUGACCUGUACCAUCUGUUUCGCUUCGAGAACUGCAAGGACAUACAUACAGCGCUGGAUGUAGUGCUCUCCGCCAUGGAUAGACACCUUAAGUUUAAGCACAUGCAAAUCUCCGGCAGUGCCACAUUAUUCUACAUUGUCAAGGGCAGAGACCGGUCAAAAUUUGGAACUCUAUUGCGGAACCACAUCAUUCGCACACUGCUCAACGGUAUGGAGAUGCAUCUCACGGACGACACCAUGUUACGGAAUGGUUACCUCACACUCACCCAGUUCCACAUGCCCGCCGAUGUGCUCUUCGAGUACGAGCGGCUCAUAAAGAUCCUGCUUCACGGCGUCUCCAAGACGGAACAGGAGGGAUUUGUUCAGCGCAUUGCCAUCUAUCUGCUGAACACACUGGCAUGUCAGGUGGACGGACGCCAGAAGCUCUUCUUGGGCGAGUUGGGAGUAGUUAGCACUAUGCUGACCCUGAUCAAGGAUCGCUUGACGCGCUCUGUCUUCGACGAUGUGAUGGAGGUGGCCUGGUCCACCAUGUGGAAUGUAACUGAUGAGACUGCUAUUAAUUGUAAGAGAUUCCUUGACGGGCGCGGCAUGGAGUAUUUCCUCAAGUGUUUACAUACCUUUCCGGACCGUGACGAGCUGCUGCGUAACAUGAUGGGCCUGCUGGGCAACGUGGCCGAGGUGAAGUGGCUCCGGCCAAAGCUGAUGACCCAGGAGUUUAUUGAGGUGUUCGCCCGCCUGCUGGACUCCCUGAGUGACGGCAUCGAGGUGGGUGGAUCUGAUGCUAGUGCGAGUUUGCUGGCGAGAGUGCGGGAGGGGGAGAUGGGCAGUGCUAACCAUGCUAACCUGCGCUUCCAGGUCAGCUACAAUGCGGCUGGAGUGCUGGCGCACAUCGCCUCUGACGGAGCCGACGCCUGGACCAUCAAGACGCCCAGUCGGGAGCAUGUUCUGGAGCGUAUGGUGGCCGCCAUUCAGCGCUGGAACAUCAAGAGCGAGCGCAACAUAAACUAUCGCAGCUUCGAACCGAUACUGAGUUUGGUGCGAUGCUAUGAGACGCCCCAAUGCCAGCACUGGGCCGUUUGGGCUUUGGCCAAUCUGACGCAAGUUUAUCCAGAGAAAUAUUGCCAGCUGGUGGAGCAGGAGAAUGGCAUCCAGAUACUGAAUGAACUCAUCGAGCACGAGACGCCCUACAGCGAGAUUAAGCGCAUCGCCCGCCUGGUCAUUGAGCAGUGUGACGCCGGAACGGAUCGCAUGGUCGAGGGCUAAGCACACCGAUUGGUUGUAGGAUAACUUAGCUGUAGACUUUGAGUUUGUUGUAAUGUUUUUUUUUCUCGUUUGCUUCCGUCGUUUCCCGUUUUGAUAUUCAAAUUCAGUGUUGUAUAUCGUUGGAGAGAAUUUAUCGUGAUUUUGAUGAUCUUUUCGAGACCAAGUUCGCGAGAAUAAGGAGAUUAUUCUGAAACACCACAAGCAAACGGAAAAUAUUCGAUUAUAUAUAUAUGAAUGAUAGAUUAUACAUGUAUAUGAUGUAUCCUUUCCUUGUUGUAAGCCAGAGCUCUAAUAAGAUCGCCAGAAGUGUAAAUAUUGUUAAAAACCGGAACCAGAAAGAUAGGAGAAAGCAGCGGAAAUAGUAGAAGGCUAGCAAGGUAACUGGAGAUUAAAAAAGAAUCCCUAAGAAUUAAAUUCGACCCGCGGAUCGAGUGUUUAUUCUCUAGAUAUACGGACAUAUAUAUACAUAUAUAGAUGAGUGUAAAUGAAUUUAAUUGUUCGAUCUGUUCCUAGAUUUGUGUUCAUUCUUCAAAGACCACCUAUUUUCGCCUUCGUUCGCAUCAUCCACCUUCGCUGCAUGGAGAAUCGUUCUAUAUAAUCUAGCUCUAUAAACUAGAACCUAGAACUAGAACCCUAGACUAGAUCGUAAGCAACUGUAAAUAAUUGCGUUCUCCGCUUGGCAGUAAUAAUAUUUAUAAUAACACUGUACGUUAUCCAUUAGUUACCUUAUGUUAUCGUAUGUAUAUUUAGUUUGAUUCAUAAGCGACAUCACGCCUGUGUCUUACACAAUAAUCCUUACCACCACCAUACCAUACAUUUAACCAACAACAACUGCAUCACCCGCUACAAC